Penicillium malachiteum is the source of this 363-nucleotide messenger RNA. RefSeq lists its product as uncharacterized. NCBI's taxonomy places the organism in Eukaryota, Fungi, Ascomycota, Eurotiomycetes, Eurotiales, Aspergillaceae. The record is from RefSeq and is a predicted model, not a curated record. Bases 1 to 363 code for a protein of 120 amino acids. The transcript has a single exon.
AUGAAGCUCCUUCUUCCUCUUCCGAUUCUGGCUAUCUCUGCACUAGCCUCACCAGUCGUUCCUCGUGACCCGACUCAAUAUGUUGUCCUCCAGUUCUCAAAUGAUCUCAGUGGCCAACCAACUCCAAUCAACGUGAAAAUCCCAAUCGACAAUGUUGAGAGGGCUAUCCUGGAAGGAGGUCUAACACGAAAGACAUCGUCUGUUCAAGUCGUUGAUCAAUCGCAUGCGCCCUCGAACUUCUAUUGCGAUGUGAGGGUUUCAGGACCAGUUGAAUUCAAUCAUAGGUUCGAUGGAACACAGACUUGGGACUCUAUUGGAUCGAGCGUUCUUCUCGCUAGUGUUUCUGUCAAGUGUGAUUCCUGA